AAAAAAUAUGUAAGUACAGCAUGCGAUGGUUGGAUAACCAGUCAUCCAGGGUCUAGUAUGACCAUCUACGAUGUCCCUAAAAUGGCCGUAGCUUUGCCAAGCGCAAUAACACCAAAGAACAUAACAGCAGGGUUUAAAGUGUCAGGAGUUUAUCCAUUCAAUGAAUGUAUCUUUUCUGAAGACGAAUUUCUCCCCUCUUAUGCUACUGACCGCCCACUUAUUGAGCAAGCAAAAGAUGAUGAAAUUGACAGGAAAUCUAAUAAUAGCCCUAAACCUAAAAUAUCUCAGGAUACUAGUCCCCAACCAGGAACAUCUCGGGAUUAUUCUGAAAUUCUUAACGGUGAUAGCUCAAUGCCAAAAACUUCUGAGAUAAACCCACCGCUCGAAGAAAAAACUCCCGAAAAGCAAAUAAUUAAAAAUAUUAACAUAUUAGCCAAAGAAGAUACCGAGUGA
Acanthoscelides obtectus is the source of this 453-nucleotide messenger RNA. The record is from the annotation of a GenBank genome assembly. Lineage: Eukaryota; Metazoa; Arthropoda; Insecta; Coleoptera; Chrysomelidae.